AUGGCGUUUGGCACGAAAUUGACGCCAUCUCUAGAUAAACCGGCUGUAGACUUGACACUCUAUCGUCAAAUGAUAGGAUCUCUCAUGUAUCUGACGGCUAGUAGACCAUAUAUAAUGUUCUCAGUCUGCUAUUGUGCCAGAUUUCAAGCUAAUCCAAGAGAACCUCAUAUGAUAGCCAUGAAGAACAUCUUUCGCUAUCUGAAGCGAACCUCAUCACCCGGUCUCUGGUAUUCAGCAAAUUUCGGAUUCUUUAUUCAAGCAUUUUUAGACGCAGAUCUUGGUGGAUGUGGAUUGGUGCGAAAGAGCACAACGGGAGGAUGCCAAUUGCUUGAUGGCAAGCUUGUCAGCUGGCAUUCAAAGAAGCAGACAUGUGUGUCUCUUUCAACAGUCGAGGCUGAAUACAUUGCAGCUGCAUCUUGUACAUCGCAAGUGGUAUAG
Lactuca sativa (garden lettuce) is the source of this 438-nucleotide messenger RNA. The record is from RefSeq and is a predicted model, not a curated record. Lineage: Eukaryota; Viridiplantae; Streptophyta; Magnoliopsida; Asterales; Asteraceae.